Aureobasidium melanogenum CBS 110374 is the source of this 2118-nucleotide messenger RNA. RefSeq lists its product as uncharacterized. The coding region runs from base 1 to 2118 and encodes 705 amino acids. The record is from RefSeq and is a predicted model, not a curated record. The transcript is spliced from 7 exons. Gene Ontology annotation, biological process: DNA-templated transcription. NCBI's taxonomy places the organism in Eukaryota, Fungi, Ascomycota, Dothideomycetes, Dothideales, Saccotheciaceae. Gene Ontology annotation, molecular function: zinc ion binding; DNA binding.
AUGCAAGAUCUCGAUGGAAGCUUUCAAUACUGUACAACGCAAGAUAUCUUGCGAUUCCUGCAAACGUCUGAAGGUUGGUAUGAUCUGAUCAUCGCGCCGCAAACACUGAUCGACGAGCGCCCGACACACAGAUCAAAUGCGAGCGUACUGUUGCGUCUUUCCAACAUGGUAAAGCGAAUCGAGCGAUUAGAAACACUCCUCUCCGAGUCCAACCCGAAUCUCGGGAGACCAUCUUUUGAUGGCCAAAACCAAGCGGCAGAUGAACAAUUGACUAAGCAGCUUUCGACGUUGAUCGUGAAUGAUCCUGGAGAUUCUCACUACUGGGGCUCUUCAUCCGCUUUCUCACUGUUCUCGCCACAAGGAUUGACGUGGAUAUAUGACAAGACUGGUUCGAACGAUCUACAAGGACUUCUCAGAACUCUCAGUAGUGCGCACGUACCACAGUUUGUUAAUCUCUGCAAGUCAGAGGUAACACCUGAGAGUAUUUGCCAACGAGACCAGCCCGAUGGAUACUUUCAUGGGUUCAACCGAUUUGUACCUCUCCUGGAUCGGGCAAGAUUCGAAGAGUAUCGACAUCUACAGCGCUCUGUAGAUCAUGACGGACAACCUCAAGAGGUAGCUUGGUUCGCCAUGAUCAACGUGGUCAAAGCAAUAGGCGCCAAGAUACCCAUACAGACGGAAUCGUACCGUGCAUCGUCAUCCGUCAGAAAUUCCUCUUCUAAUACGGAUGAAAAAGUGUUUUGGGACGCGUUGAGAAAUGCUUGCAGAGUCUACAUUGAGCUGGCCUUCGGGUCGCACAGUCUGCUUACAAUACAGGCAUUAGUAGGUCUGAGCAUUUGUCUGGAUAGCACGACCGAUCCCUUGUCUGCAUACAUGGUUCUUGCUUCAGCCAUACGUAUAGCAUUCGCUAUUGGCUUGCACAAGCAACCCUUCAUCACUUCUGACAGUGCAGCGUUAUUAGCAGAAGCUGAGCAGCGACACAGAGUCUUCUGGAUAAUGUAUGCUCUCGAGAAGGAUCUGAGUCUUCGACUGGGACGUCCGCCAAUGAUCAACGAUGACGAUAUUGAUGUACCUUUGCCAGCGUCAAUCCAGCCCAGCAACAACGCUCAGACGGCGUCUGACACUCCAGACCGACACCACUUCUUCUACAAGCUUACCAUGUUGAGCAAGAUCGAAAGCCGGAUAUAUUCGGAGUUGUACUCCAGCAAAGCUGAAAGCCAACCUGCAAGUGAAAGGUUGAAAAGUAUAGUCAGAUUGAAUCAAGAUAUCAAGGACUGGAGGUUGAAGUUGCUGCCAGAUGUUCGUCCUGGCGAUGUCCUUACUUGCUUGCCCGACGAACGUGCUGCAAUCGCCAUGUUGCAUCUUGUAUACCACAACUGCAUUCUGGCGAUCCAUCGUUCGCCUUUGCAUUCUGCACUCUGGACUGCCAAAGCCAAUCCAAUACAAAGCGCCUUGUCACAAGACCCGGAAGUCCGAGAGGUCGUCGAGUCUAGUCAGCAUCUCUGUGUCAACUCAGCCCGAUGGUCGCUCAGUCUUAUGAAGCAGUUGAAUCAGCGUAGGGAAGGCCAUGGCCGGAUCUUCACCAAUAUGUACUUCGCAUUCAAUGCGAUCACCACAUUAUUUGCCAACAUCAUCCAAGAUCCUCGUCAAGAAACAGUGCAAGCAGACCGAACAUUGAUGAGGACGACUGUUGACUUGCUGCAUUCACCACAACAAAAUUCCGAGCCCGAUAUAGUGUCUGCAUUCGGCCAUCUUUAUGGAAUUAUGGAUGGGAUGAUCUGUAGAAGUGUAGAGCGUGUCAGCUCGCAAGAUGCCGCUGUUGAAAGAUCAUCACCAAGUGGUACAGGGGUUGGGACGGAUCAUACUCAGCAAACGUCCAUCAACAGCGCAACUUAUACAAAUGAUCCUCAAGCUACGAACGAAUUCUGGGAUAUGGACAUACCAGAUUUCACUCUAUCGGCCAUUCCUGAAUUCAACAUGGCGGAUUUCAACUACCAAUACUCUCCAUCAGAUGAUGCCUACACCGGUUCCGAUCAGUUCAUGUUGCGCAACGAUGGACUUUAUCCUUGGCCAUUCACGGAGCUAGAUGAACCUCACGCCAACCCUGGCCGCUUUUGA